AUGAAAGCAAUAUAUGCAGUGUUUUUCUACAUAUCGUUAGCAAUUGCAUUAUGUUCACCCAAUGUUUCCACGUUCUGUGGAAACGAUGAACAGAUAGAAGAUUUGAAAAUCGCUCUUAUAAUUCACGAAUCCAGUUUCACGGCAAUGACAACAUUGAGUGCAAUACCUUUAACCGGUGCGGCGUUAACGUCUCCAAGUGAUGUCAGCUGGUAA
This is a messenger RNA of Macrosiphum euphorbiae (potato aphid), 213 nucleotides long. The record is from the annotation of a GenBank genome assembly. Lineage: Eukaryota; Metazoa; Arthropoda; Insecta; Hemiptera; Aphididae.